AACGGAGCGCCGAGCGCCUGUUUUCCGGGUUCACACUCACUCAGCAUGUAGAGGAGGCGGACCGCCGGGAGACACCUGGACCACCGCGGACACACCGGAGCCCGGACACACGGUAUCGAUCCGCAGAUAUCGAUCAGCUAUCAUUGAAGAAUGGGGAACCUGAUCAAAGUGUUAACCAGAGACAUCGACAACAAUGGUGGAAACUUCUUCCUGGACUUUGAGAACGCUCAGCCCUCACAGUCGGAGACGGCGGUGUGGGAGAAGGUGAACCAGGUGCUGACGGAGGCUCGGGUCAUCCUGGACGACCUGCAGGCAUACAGAGGAGCAGGAGAGGAGAUACGAAAGGCCAUCCAGAGUCCUGGUGUGGAGGGUGUACAGGAGAAGGCCUGGUCUGCUGUGGUUCCUCUGGUCGCUAAACUCAAAACCUUCUACGAGUUCUCCCAGAAACUCGAGUCCAGUCUGCACUGUCUCCUGGACGUCCUCACCAGCUCUGGUUCGACUCCCACUCAGCAUCUGGAGCAGAAACAGGCUCUGGCUCGUCAGUUCGCCCACAUCCUGCACUUCACGCUGCGCUUCGACGAGCUCAAGAUGACAAAUCCUGCCAUUCAGAACGACUUCAGCUACUACCGCCGCACAAUCAGCCGCAUGCGAAUCAACAACGUGUCUGCCAACUCAGAGAAUGAGGUCAACAACGAGCUGGCCAAUCGGAUGUCUCUGUUUUACGCCAGCGCCACGCCGAUGCUGAAGACGCUAAGUGACGCCACAACAAAGUUUGUCUCAGAUAAUCCGGACGUCCCAAUCGAAAACACGACAGACUGUCUGAGUACGAUGGCCAGUGUGUGUAAAGUGAUGCUGGAAACACCGGAGUAUCGCAGUCGCUUCGCCAGUGAGGAGACGGUGCUGUUCUGCCUCCGUGUGAUGGUCGGCGUCAUCAUCCUCUACGACCACGUUCACCCGGCCGGAGCCUUCGUUAAGACCUCCAACAUAGACAUGAAAGGCUGCAUCAGAGUGCUGAAGGAGCAGCCGCCCAGCAGUGUGGAGGGAUUACUCAACGCUCUCAGGUACACGACCAAACAUCUGAACGAUGAGACUACCUCCAAGCAAAUCAAAAACAUGUUGCAGCCAAAUUAACUCCGUGCUUGUUUUGUUGUGUUUUGGUCCAAAUUUCAAAAGAACUACUGAACUUUAGCUAAUAAUUCCUUUGUGUAACGUCACUUGUUGUUUUGUUGUUUUGUUGUUUUUUUUUUACUCUCAUUUGAAAAAAAAAAGCUGUUUUUGUUGUUGUAAAAAGAAAAGAUGUAAUAAU
This is a messenger RNA of Toxotes jaculatrix (banded archerfish), 1306 nucleotides long. Its product is annotated as CYFIP-related Rac1 interactor B-like. The record is from RefSeq and is a predicted model, not a curated record. NCBI's taxonomy places the organism in Eukaryota, Metazoa, Chordata, Actinopteri, Toxotidae. The transcript has 11 exons. The coding region runs from base 151 to 1131 and encodes 326 amino acids. Gene Ontology annotation, biological process: regulation of actin filament polymerization; positive regulation of T cell activation. Gene Ontology annotation, molecular function: small GTPase binding.